AAUUGACACCAACAUUAAAUAUCUUCUUCUGUUCAACCACUUACUAUUUCGCUAACAUGUUGAAAAAUUUAACCACUGUCUUUGUUGUGCUGAGUGCUUCACUCAUGCUGUUGUCUGCUUUACCAUAUGGCUUUCCUAACUUCCGAUCAUCCUAUCGUGGAGGCUAUGGAUUUGGUGAUAUUGGCGGAACUUACAGCAGAUUUCCAGGUUUUGGAGGUGCUUAUUCAGCUUUUCCAGCAUAUGGCGGUAUUCAACAUCCACACAAUACAAUAAAUUACCACCGUCAUGUAACGCCAUACUCAUAUGGAGGUAGAGGAUUCCUAAAUAACUUUCUUAGUGGAUCAACAUUACCUUCAAUGGCUCUCGGAUUUUUAGUUGGGAAAGCCUUAUGAAAGAUACCAAAUACAGUUGCUUAAUAUUGCCAAAGACUAGGAGACGUUUGUGUAUAUUUAUAAACUAGAAGUUGUAAAAUAAAAUGUCUGUAUUGUUCAAA
Mytilus trossulus (common blue mussel) is the source of this 493-nucleotide messenger RNA. RefSeq lists its product as uncharacterized. Lineage: Eukaryota; Metazoa; Mollusca; Bivalvia; Mytilida; Mytilidae. The coding region runs from base 57 to 392 and encodes 111 amino acids. The transcript has 2 exons. The record is from RefSeq and is a predicted model, not a curated record.